Molecule: messenger RNA, 1603 nt
Organism: Colletes gigas
Lineage: Eukaryota; Metazoa; Arthropoda; Insecta; Hymenoptera; Colletidae
Exons: 8
Coding region: 132-1337 (401 amino acids)
Source: RefSeq, a predicted model, not a curated record
GGGGAAUACCCAAUAUACGCAGUAGUACUUAGCCAUGGAGUGUUAUUAAAAGCGAAAAGUUAAACAGUCUGUUAUCAACGAUAGUCUUGAAGAGUCUUCGAUACUUCUCGUUCCAAUAAACCGUUGUAAAAAUGGAACCAUAUGUACGACCUCCCGAGCCUUUGUCUGCAAAUGGUGAUAUGGCUGAAAAUUGGCAAAGAUGGAAAAAAGAUUUUCUUACAUAUUUGAAAGUCAGUGAUUACGAAAAAAAAUCGAAAGACGUACAAGCUUAUCUUUUAAGACAACACAUAGGAGAAGUUGGCCAAAGUAAGAUUAGCAAAAUGCUUAAGAAGAAUUCAAAUGACUUGGAUAAUAUUGAUACACUAUUAAAGAUGCUUGAUAAUGUCUUUAAUGGUCCUAAAAAUGAUGUUGUAGAACGAUAUAACUUUUUUACCACAUCUUGGACAAAAAAUGUAUCAAUUGAGGCUCAUAUUAAUUACUUAAAGAAAAAGGCAACAACUUGUAAUUUUGGAACUAUGGCAAACAGUUUAAUCAGAGACAAAAUAAUUGCCAAUAUUAAAGAUAAAAAUCUUCUGAAAAAGUUAUUCGAAACAAAGAAUCUUGAUUUAUUAAAAUUGGUGUCAAUUUAUAAUGAACAUAUAAAGGCUGUACAAGAAAAAAAAGAAUCUUCUACAAAAGACAUUGCCAAUGUUGAAAAUGUCAAAGGUGUUGUAAAUAGUAAUGAUAUUAAUGCAAAAGUGAUUACAAAAAAUCAGCCACCAUCAAAUACAGAAAAUAAAAGAAAUUGUUCAAAAUGUAAUCAGAAGCAUGCUAUUAAAUCUUGCCCUGCUUGGGGAUGGAGAUGUGCAAAGUGUGGGGAUCGUAAUCAUUUCCCUGUUUGUUGUACAAAUGUUACUGCACAUAAUUUACAGAAAGAAACAAAUAAGAAUAAUAUAACUCCACAUAAUCAACACAAUCCAAAUUCGUUUCCACAAAGACAACAAGUGGUUCAUCCUCUCAUGCAAAAUAACAAUAUGAGAGUACCUUCACCAUAUCAGUACAACAAUGGACCAAACAUGAUUCCUAGUGCUUCAUCAUUUCCUCAUACUAACUCAGUAUAUCCAAAUUUCAAUACUGUAAUGAAUGCCGGUCAAACGCCAGUGGGUUUACAGCAAUGGCAGUAUGAAAAUCCGACACCUUUGAAAUCAAAUGAAUCCUUUCAGAAAAAUGCACCAAUGCAGCACCUUCCAAGUGCACCUACAGAAAAGCAAAUAACAACAAAUAUAAAAACGACAACACAUAAUAAACCAGUUAAUGGUAAAAAUAAAGAACCACCAAAUAAUUGUGUGAUAUCAUAGAGGUAUAUUAUGUUGACACCAGUGGUAUGGGGAUGCAGUAUGUAUUACAGAACGUUUUCACUUCGAUAAAGUGAAAGUAAAAUAUCGGUAUUUUGAAGCAGACAAUAUUAAAAGUCAAUUCAAAUCCAAAAUUGGAAUCGAUCAGUAAUAUAUAUUACAUUUAUAAGAAAAGAGUAUUACAUGUUAUGUAAAUUUGUUUUUGACGAAUAAAAUUAUUUUUACGAAGUGUAUAAGUAUAGACCUAAUAGCAAUAAAGAAACAGAAUU